GGCGCGAUGCUGCGCCGGCGCAGUGCCGCGUCGCGCGCUGAUGUCACACGUCCUCCACGACGCUACGGCGGCAUCUCUGUGUUUAUCUAACGGAAUAAUAUUCGGGUUUCCAACAAUGUUUCUACGCACGCUUUUCUUAAUAUCGGUACUGCAAUCAGCGCAAUAUGUCUUGGUACAGUCCGCUAAGCAAAAGGUGGAACUAUCGGAGUCCUACCUGCCAGUCGCAAUGCAGAUAAUCGCUCACCUCACCGACCAGAUGGCGUUUGAGGUGAAGGAUGAUGUCUCCUCACCGCCAGCCGCUACCACCGCCAGGCCUCUAGAUAUAACAACCCAGUUCCAUAAGCCAGGUCUCUACGCUCCCCCAUAUCCACCUAAACCUUCUGAUAGAAUCGUCGCCAACCAAGGCUCAUUCGUUCUCCUCCCCGUUGAGCACAACUCCCAAUACACGCUGAUAGAACCUCAAGAGAAGAAAACAGAUGAGCCGUUAUUGGAAGCACAUAACGAUGAAGUGAAGCCAAUACUAGAACCUGCACCAAAUGAUCCUCAUCUGUUACCACCUUUCGACCAUGACUUAAAGGUAUCCAGUCGCUCUGGUGAUGAUGAUGUUAAUGAAGAGAAUCUGCAGUAUCUGUCCCAAAAUGUCCGAGAUAUGAUUAAGAUGGCACAGAAUCCUGAUGACGACAGACUCAUUGAUGUGUGGGAUGGGUUGAGAGCAAAUCCUGCUGAGCCUUCAUCGAAGGGCAAGUUGUCAUCGUCCAAUUUAAGGCUUUUACUGCUAUACGACCUAUUGAGCAGGGACGCCAAGAAACAAAGGCUGUCAGACUACACGGGAUUUUCUCCUAACGUCAUGAAAGACUUGGUGGACUCUUCAAGCGGCGGUGCCCGGGAGCAGCUCAAGAUGGCACUGGCGAAGAUGGUGGAGAGAAAUGACUGCACCCAUGACUAUGCGAACAAUAGAGCCAAGGAGAUGGUGACCGAACUAGGACAGGAUGAGUCCAAACUGUCUUCCGAGCUCAGAUACUUGCAGCCUCUCGUCUAUAAGUAUUAGAUUAAAUCAAUGACAUUCUAUACACACAGAAUUAUGGAAUAUGCCACAAACGACACCAUAAUAAGCCUCUACUGCUAUAUCUAUACAUUGCCGCAUUUACUCCAGCUGCUUAAAACAUUCUUGGUCAAUAAGGAGCAGUGUAAGGCAUUUAUUGAGAUCAGUUUUGAUUCGGACAGUGAAAGUUGAUGCUCGACUUAGGUGAAAAGGGUGCUUACAUUGUCUUUAAUUAAGCACACUUUUGCCGUUUCCUUAUAUGUGUAUAGAAUGUCAUUGGAUUAAAUAGAUGUAUGUAGAUUUACUUAGAAUACUUCGGAUGAGGGCAGCGCAGGACCGAUCGUCGUGGAAAUCUUUGGGGGAGGCCUUUGUCCAGCUGUGGACGUCUUACGGUGGAUGAUGAUGAUGAAGAUGAUGUAGAUUUACACAACGAUGGUGACUCCUUGCCCUUUAUUUAGCUCGAUGAUAGAAAAUAAUUUAAACAAUACAUUUUAUAGAUGGAACUACUCUAAAGUAAUCUUAGGGUUGUAACUGUUGUAUUCAGAAAUGACUGACUCAGUUUAUUUUUUAUUUUAACCAUUUUAAUAUGUCAGGUUUUAAAAGGUGUCACCUUGUGGUGGCAACGUUUUGUCUUGUGUGUAUUUAAUUACGCAAAAUUUUGGAGUAUUUUAAAUAAUGAGAUUUAUUUAUUUCCGAUUUCAUUUGGUAAUAACCGCGGUAUCGUAAAUUUCGCUUAGUACUGCAACUUACUAUUAAUCCCUUUGUUAUCCACUUAAUGCUGUUAUAUCUCAACUAAAUUUUUAUAACUGGAAAGCAUAGCUUAUAGAAAAGACAAAAAGUGACAUAAAUUUUUUUAAUUGCUAGAUUUAAAUUACGUUCCUGAAAUAUGUAAAAAAAUGAUAAAUUUUAGGGAAUAUUUUUUUAAUUUGAAUCCUCACUGUAGUCUCUUUUGUAUAUUAACCCCUUAAUAGCAUUUUUUAUUCGAUUUUCGUUUUGUUUUUAUUUUGAAACUAAUAAAUUGUGCUGUGUCAUGGUCUGAGAGGUGUAAAGGUAGCAAUUGCGCUGUUACUCUAUUGUCGGCUGAGUGUUAUUUAUAUUGUAUCAUUUAAGAGGUUUAAUCGAAUUUACAGGUUCAAAGGUUUCUUAAGUUUAUUCAAAGAAAUGCUUUGAAAUAAAAUGUUUUCCAUGUUCAAAAUAAAUUUUAUAUUUUCAUCAUUUUUAAACUGUGCGUUAAAAAUGUUUAAUUCAUAUGCUAGGAGAUAUAUUUGCGCUCGAGAUAAUUUACACAAAAACGCCAUUAAUUUAAUAAGUCAAUAAUCAUAAGAAAUAGUUUGUAAACAUAAUAAAUCAUUUAUAAAUUAA
Messenger RNA from Leptidea sinapis, 2404 nucleotides. RefSeq lists its product as uncharacterized. The transcript has 5 exons. NCBI's taxonomy places the organism in Eukaryota, Metazoa, Arthropoda, Insecta, Lepidoptera, Pieridae. The record is from RefSeq and is a predicted model, not a curated record. The coding region runs from base 41 to 1048 and encodes 335 amino acids.